AUGACGGGAAGGUCAAGCGCGAAACGAAGGACGGCUCUGUGUCUGUUGGCACUGUUGUUGUUCUUUCGCCUCUCAGCGUCGUCCGUCGUCGGGGAACCGAUCCCGUCCGAGUACUACGGCAAAACCUCGGACAACGACUUCAUAUUGCUCAACAAGCUGAAGGAGUUGUUCGAGGAGAAACAGUACGUCGCGGAACGGGAGAAAGAGUUGGACAAGGAACGUAUGAAGAUCCAGUCGAUAAUAAUGGAGGGGAAGGAAUCGGAGAUACAAUCAGAUUCGGAUUACUACGCUGAGAAACUACCGACACCGAAUGCCGUGGUUAGACAAGAGCCGCAGCAUUCCGGCAAGCGUACCAUGAUCAGCUAUAUGACGUUGUGCCACUUCAAGAUAUGCAACAUGGGGCGCAAGCGACAAUUUCAUAAGUAAAAAAAACAAGAUAAACGAAAUGGUUGGCGGAUGAUGGGCCAUGGGAUCGAGAAUGGUCGAGCCUCUUGCGCGGUGCACCCUUUACCUCGAACGAGAGACGCGAAAACAGAGGAAACGGAGGAAUUUCCAUUCCUCGAAUGGAAUUCAUUGGCUUUUCAAAUUCUCUAUUCGAUCAAAAAAAAAAAAAAAAAAAAGAAAGAAAAAAUCCGACUCCGAUUCGGCGCCUUCCACGCUCUUUCCAACUCUUUCGAAAAUCCGUUCAAAAAACCACUUAAGGCUCGUCACAUUUGUCAGUGUGAAGCGAGGAAAAGUUUGACGAUCGGCGGGGCCGAUAUUUUGUUACAGACGAUAUAUUUUUCGUUCUCGUAUCGAGGUACGCGAAUUGAUCGUCAAUUAUUAUCUUACGAUCGAUUUACGAGCGAACCCUGAUCGACGAAAAGAUAUUGGGGAUACGAGCGAAUACGCACAUAUUUCACCAGUAUCGUUUAAUUCGAUCGAGGACACUGCAUUCGCGACUCGACAAUUGUUUUUUUACGUAUUCGAUAUAAUUUUUCAAUAUAAUCGUAUUCAAUAUAUAAUUGAACAAAAACGUAAUAAAAUUUCUCGAUGAUCAAUUCAUAUUCCAGAAUUUGUUCGAAAACGAAAUUAAGAGGACGAAAAAGAGACGAACGAACGGAAAGAGAGAAAGAGAGAGAGAGAGAGAGAGAGAGAAAACGAAAGAAAAAGAGUGGAGUGUCCUCGACGAGCCAUCGAUAGAAAAUCGAAAUGGCGAAUAGGUAUUUAUUCGUUAGGUUUAAGCGAGAAGGGUGCAAGGGCCGAGGCUCAAAUGUUCUCGAAACUGUUUUUAAAGUAAUAUAUACGUAUAUUGAAAAGCAAGAAAAUGAGAUUAUCACAGCACGUACAACUAUAAAAAAAAAAGCAUUAUUCUUCUAGUUAGCGAAAAAUUUGUUACGAUACUCUGCUACCCGUUUCUUUAUAUGUAUAUUCAAGUUCAAACAUAUUCGUAAAUAGAAUGUAAACGUUGCUAUAUGUCAAUUAUGAUUUACGACUCUUUUUCCAAUCGCACGCAUUUUGACAAAAUUUCACCACUCUACCUUUCCUAUCCUACGAUUGUUAUCGGAAUAAAAACGAAUGAUACUUUUGAUAUAAAAAAAAAAAAAAAAAAAAGCAACAA
Messenger RNA from Apis cerana (Asiatic honeybee), 1600 nucleotides. RefSeq lists its product as uncharacterized. NCBI's taxonomy places the organism in Eukaryota, Metazoa, Arthropoda, Insecta, Hymenoptera, Apidae. The record is from RefSeq and is a predicted model, not a curated record.